This is a messenger RNA of Onthophagus taurus, 975 nucleotides long. Lineage: Eukaryota; Metazoa; Arthropoda; Insecta; Coleoptera; Scarabaeidae. The record is from RefSeq and is a predicted model, not a curated record.
GUAUACGAUGUAGGUAUUUAAUAUGUAGCUGUGUGUAUUUGGAGUGUAUAAACUCGUAUUUUCCAAUAUUGUCUUUCUAUAAAAAAACAAAUAUCUUUAUCUUUCUAGCUGUAUCUUUUUUAAAAUUAAAAUUGUGGUGCUUGGCGUCUAAAAUUGGUGAUUGAAAACGUAGAACUAGACAUAGAAAUAUUAAUUAACUUAGUGAAAAUGUAUGAUUUUCUUUACAAUAAGAAAUCAAAAAAUUAUAAGGAUACCAUUAUGAAAGAAAAUGCUUGGUUAGAAAUAGCAACGACACAUUCCUCAACACGUAAAGCAAUUAUAUAGAGUAAUUAAAAUGUUUUAAAUAUUAUUUUUAUAUGUAGCUGACAACUGUUUAAAAGUUUGGACAAGUUUGAAAGACAAAUAUACAAGAGUAAGGAAGAAAAUUAAAAACGUUCCCAGUGGAAGUGGUUCAAAAGAUUUCUAUAAGUGGCCCUUCUACGAAGAUAUGCAUUUUUUAGAUGUACACGUACAAGAAAGAAGGUAAGAAAACAAUCAAAAAAUUUAUUUUUCAAGUUAAUUAUAUAUAUCUACGAUGUAUUUCCAUAGAAAAACUAUUACCAACAUGGUGAGAGAAGUCAGUGUCAGCAGUGAUUCGCCAGAAUUACCAUUGGCAGUGUCAAUAGACUCAGAAUUCAGUCAAGAGGGAGAGGAAAUGGUAAUUGAAGGACCAACUGAAGAGUUGCCAUCACCGAAACCAACUAAAGUCCGGCGAAUGAAUUUAACCCCAUCAUCUUCAUCAAAAAGUGCCAAUAUGGCAAACAAUGAUGUGAAUAACAAAAUAUUGAAAACAUUAGCUGCAAUGGCAAAUAAAAAAUCCACAUUGGGAGAAAGGUUUGGGCAAUUAAUUGCAGCGGAAUUAGACGCAAUUGAAGAUGAUAACAUUAGAGCAAUAAAAAAACAAAAAAUAUUGCAAGUGUUGUACGAAUAAACGAA